AUGGCAAACAGCCUCGAAUCCACUGACACUCCUUUUGCCCUGGGUAGCUGGAUGCAAGACCUCUACGCCCGAAUCUUUGUUCAGCCAGAUGACGAAGUCUCAGCAAACGCUCUCAAAGAAUCGGUUGCAGAAGAUUUCACAGCUAGGCAAGUAAAACCCCCAACACAGGCUCCUACCCAGCAACGAGAACGAAAACUAAUCUUCCGCGUCGAGAACAAGGCGACCAUCCACGAAACCAAGGAGCUCCAAUGCUGGGAAGCACCCGAUGGCUCAGGCGCCGGUUGCGUCUCCCAGUUUCUCCGCUUUACUGAUACCAACAAGGAGACUGGGGUUGGGAGCAGGUCCUCUACGUUGUUGAUUGCUAGCGUCAAGGUUGUUGACGGGAGGAAGAUGCUUGUUGAACUCACUGAGGUGAUGAAAGCAGCUUCUUAG
Molecule: messenger RNA, 432 nt
Organism: Fusarium tjaetaba
Lineage: Eukaryota; Fungi; Ascomycota; Sordariomycetes; Hypocreales; Nectriaceae
Exons: 2
Coding region: 1-432 (143 amino acids)
Source: RefSeq, a predicted model, not a curated record